CCGGGUGCCCGCCGGGUCGGCUCCGUUGCAUGACCGGAGGCUGGUAUGGUUCCACGGCGACGAAGAGAUCGCCAGACUGUUCUUGCAGCAAAUCGACCCGAACUUGCCCAGGAUUGCUCCGAAGCAAGAUCCCGUGCUCGACGGCCGACUGCCACGCCUACAUGUCGCCCCCGGUGCCGGACGCCUACGCGGGAAACUGUGUCGCGCUCUGCAUGGCCUCGCUGAGCAGGUCGGAGCUCGCGGCCGUCAGGGAGGCCAUCGCGGAAGCGAAGCGCGAGCAGCUCCACGACCUCGCCCGGUGGCGCACCAAGUUCGCGGUCAUCCAGCGGGGUCGCCGUGGUUCCCGCGUACGGGCUGGACUUGGGGUUCGGGAGGCCGGUUGGUGGCGGCGGCGCCAAACGACGUAUCACGCUUGGGGGUGGACACGGCUGGAAAAUUUUUCAUCCCCAGGCCAAAAGUUUCACCGGCAGCCCUCCAAGGGGCGAAAAAAAUGCCUCCUGACGGGCUCAACGGCUGGAGAUGCUCUUACCCUUCGCUUCCUGCGCGAACAACGCAGGCGGCCCGCAUGAUGCGCGUAUCCCCCGAUCCACCCCAGGACGAAGAGCAGAACCGAGACGAGCACGAACACCGACAUCUUUGCAGGGCAAUCGAGACAGGGAGGGAACGCCGAGGCAAAGCUGACCGCGGCGGGGUAGUGGAGAGCGCUGUGGUGCUCCAUCGCUGCCAUUGCCAUAGCGAAGAACAUCUCUGCCUUAGGAAGGAGUAGUACGAGAAGCCCCGGGACCAGGAGGCUGCAAUUUAACCUUCGUGCGAGGGGUGUGAAUGUGCGAUACACCGCAACAUGCCUCAUUAGCUGUAACUACGACUCG
This is a messenger RNA of Triticum dicoccoides, 869 nucleotides long. RefSeq lists its product as uncharacterized. The record is from RefSeq and is a predicted model, not a curated record. The transcript has 2 exons. The coding region runs from base 30 to 569 and encodes 179 amino acids. NCBI's taxonomy places the organism in Eukaryota, Viridiplantae, Streptophyta, Magnoliopsida, Poales, Poaceae.